AAACCUCACGCCGCCACGUUGAAACAGGACAUCCUUGGUUCUUGGGUGCGGCUAGCGAGCGGCGCGAACCCUGAGUCGACGGCGUACGUACGCAUGCCCUCUGACUCUGCUCCAUGCCGCUGGCGUGCGGCCAUUCCCACCGCUUUGCUGCGAGAAGCGGCCGAAGAUGACGAAUGCGGCCUUCUCGACUCCUCCUGAUGCCAGCUGCUCUGGCGGAACGUCGAGGCAGUAACUUCAGGCUAGGUCGCAGACGUCCUGGAUCGAUGUACUUUCCGCUGGCGAAUUUCUACGACCGUCCAUCCGUAAGUUACCUGCCUGCUGAUCGAUUCGCCUGCACAGCUACCUGCCGAAAGAUCCAUGCCCAACGUCAAAAGAGCCCCGCUCCCAUGAUGGUCCCCAGAACAGCGUCAAAGACACCAGGCCCUCGCGGACCCAGAACAUGCCGAAACAAUGCGACCCGGGUGUCGCAGGAAGUCCGCUGCCUAUCCAGGGCUGCUAGUCUGGGAAUCUAUGUACGAACGCUGGUCCAGCUUCCGGAGCGGGUCCCGGGCUUCGCAGCCGGACCUUCCUCCUCCUACUUGACCCGCUGCCUGCGAUCUGCGAUGGGCCGAGGAGUUAUUGCCGCACUGAAUAGGAAACGGGGCAGUACGGUACUCACAAGCCAUGAAUUCUUAGGCUCGACUAAUCUAUGAUGGCGGCCGAACGCUAGUCCUUCCUAUCAGCUUGAAUGAAUUACGUUGACCUGAAUGCUUUCUGUAGAAUUGGCCGGCGGCCUC
Rhodofomes roseus is the source of this 776-nucleotide messenger RNA. RefSeq lists its product as uncharacterized. The transcript has a single exon. Bases 174 to 692 code for a protein of 172 amino acids. The record is from RefSeq and is a predicted model, not a curated record. NCBI's taxonomy places the organism in Eukaryota, Fungi, Basidiomycota, Agaricomycetes, Polyporales, Fomitopsidaceae.